AUGCUAGUGAUUGUCGGAAUCUUACUGAUUUUCGGCCUCGUAGUUCGAUUCAAGUGGAAAAAUGGGGCUGCCAAGAAGGAGGAGAUUUUGAGGCUAGCUGCUGUAGCCUCGGAAGAGGAGGAAAAAAUUGCUAGGCUUCAAUCUUUUGAAGAGUACAAUUCACCUCCGACUCCUCAUCCGCAGCUGGAAAGGCAAUCUUAUUGUGCCGUUUGUCAUUGCCCCACCACUACAAGGUGCUCACGGUGUAAAGCUGCUAGAUACUGUUCUGGCAAGUGCCAAAUAAUCCACUGGAGACAAGGUCAUAAGGAUGAGUGUCGGCCAGCAACUUCACCGGGUGCUGGCUAUGAAAGUGGAUAUGAUAUGGAAACAGCUUCAGAAAACCUAUCUGCAACUCUCUUGCAAAAUGAAGUGAAGAUGUGUUCUGAUGCCAGUCAAGAAUUUAAUGAUUCUCGAUCUUCAAGUAGCUCAUCGUCUUGUUUCUAUUCUUCCAUCGAAUGUAGUGAAUCAUCAUUUGAUGCAUCUACCAGCGAGGUUCUUGAGUUUGGAACUUCUAUCCAGCUUGAUAAAGCACCUGCGGUUUGUACCCGUUCUCACAUGUCAAAACCUAUAUCUUUGUCUGGUGAUGCGGAUGUGCCGAACCCAUCACCACCUGUUUAUUCUAAAAAUCACACACCCGGUGGUAGCAAGAUGGAGAAGACUAAGGCUGAUGAAAGCCUCGGGUCAACUAACACUAGAGAUAAAAGAAAAGGAGAUGGAGUUGCUGUGCUGGAAGAGUUUGGGCAGGGUGGAAAUGAGUUGAGGAGUGCAAGAUCCUCCAUUGCUGCAAGGGCAUCUUCAGCUGAACAAUGGAAAAAUUUAGCUCAGUUAUCUGCCAAUAAAGUGACAAGAUCCAUUAGGUCUCCAGGUAACCGUGGUAUGCCAAACGUUGAAUCUUAUUUGGAAUGCUCCAAAUCUUUGAAGAUGCCGCCUUCAGAUGAGUACUUGGGAAGGGAAUCCCAAGUCUGCUAUAGUAAUGUAGCCAGAUCAAUGCCAACAACUAUGAGUACUGGCAAUUGUCAGAAGUUGCCUAUGAAAGCUGAUAAUCAUCAUGUAAUUUCUUCGGAGAUUGAAGGUGUUCGAAAUAUGCCAGAAGAUAUUAGCAAAAGUCUAAAAACAUCUGUACGGAAAUUUGUGCAACAUUUUAAAGCACCAAAGCAGUCAAAUAUGGUGAAGGACUUGGGUGGACCAUACAAUCACAAGAUCAUAUUUCCCAUCAAGCUUUUCAUGCAGUUGUAUUCUUGUGAUGAUGUGGAACUCCAUCCAUACGGCCUUGUCAACUGCGGAAAUAGCUGUUAUGCAAAUGCUGUGCUGCAAUGUUUGACUUUUACUCGGCCGAUAGCUUCUUAUCUUCUUCACCGGGUGCAUUCAAAAACAUGUCGAAAGACGGACUGGUGCUUUAUCUGUACGUUCGAACAUCUAAUUCAGAAGGGACAAGCAAUGGACUCUCCUUUAUCUCCUGUUGGAUUACUGUCUCAAAUACAGCCGAUUGGGAGAGAAGAAGACGCACAUGAAUUUUUAAGAAAUGUGGUAGACAAAAUGCAAUCCAUAUGCCUUGAGGAAGCUGGUGCCUCUGGUUCACUAUCUGAAGGUUCAACCCUUAUGGGUCUGACUUUUGGGGGCUAUCUCCGGUCCAAGAUUAAGUGUAUGAAGUGUUCGGGGAGAUCUGAAAGAUUUGACCGAAUGAUGGAUCUUACUGUGGAGAUUGAUGGGAGUAUAUGUACUCUUGAAGAUGCUCUCAUGCAAUUCACGAUGUCUGAGACACUUGGAGGAGAUGAUAAGUAUAAAUGCAGUAGAUGCAAGUCCUAUGAGAAGGCUAAGAAGAAAUUGACUGUUCUUGAGGCCCCUAACGUUCUUACGGUCGUUCUCAAACGAUUUCGGGCAGGAAACUUAGAAAAGUUGAAUAAGCAUGUAAAAUUUCCUGAGGUUCUUAACCUUUCUCCAUAUAUGAGUGGGAUGAACGACAAGUGCCCUAUAUACCAGCUUUAUGCCGUGGUCGUCCACUUGGGAAAGAAUGCUGCUUACAGUGGUCACUAUGUGAGUUACGUCAGAGAUUUCCAUGGGGAUUGGUUCAAAAUUGACGAUAGCCUGGUAAGUCGCGUGGAUCUGGAGACCGUGUUAUCUGUUGAAGCUUACAUUCUCUUCUAUGCAAGGCAUUCCCCACGAGGCGCAUCGUUGGUUCGGAGCACCAGCAAUCAUUAUGACAUGAAAACCAAGAGAAAUACGGAAGCAAUCUCCUCCGGUAACAAUUCAAAGAAAAAGAAUACGAAGAUAAAACCAAACUCCUCCUGCCGGUAUGCGGGCCCCACGUCGCCCCAUGAGGUUUCUGGGAAACACCAUCACUGGAUGUCUCCAAAUGAUUUCAAUGGGGACCAUGCGGUGGGCCCCAAGGGCUGGGGAUUACACAAAAGCAAAUCACUACUCGACUCAUCAUCGAGUGACAGCUCAUCCAUUUUCAGCACAUCAGAUGCCGGCUCGUACAGCACGGACAGCACCAAGGACUCUAGUGUGGAGGACAUAUCUGGCUAUUUAUUCGGGUCUACUAGCUGGUAUAACCCGCAGAUAUAA
Striga hermonthica is the source of this 2604-nucleotide messenger RNA. The record is from the annotation of a GenBank genome assembly. Lineage: Eukaryota; Viridiplantae; Streptophyta; Magnoliopsida; Lamiales; Orobanchaceae.